Molecule: messenger RNA, 2868 nt
Organism: Grosmannia clavigera kw1407
Lineage: Eukaryota; Fungi; Ascomycota; Sordariomycetes; Ophiostomatales; Ophiostomataceae
Product: salicylate hydroxylase
Exons: 8
Coding region: 1-2868 (955 amino acids)
Biological process (GO): positive regulation of transcription from RNA polymerase II promoter by galactose; DNA-templated transcription
Cellular component (GO): nucleus
Molecular function (GO): zinc ion binding; RNA polymerase II cis-regulatory region sequence-specific DNA binding; DNA-binding transcription factor activity, RNA polymerase II-specific
Source: RefSeq, a predicted model, not a curated record
AUGCAGUUCGACUAUGCCCUGCGUACACUGCCAGCGUCGUGCACGCGCUCCAGCAGCAUAUUUCUGGCCCCCAAAGUGACUCAUGGCUCUCCGGCUCUGACGCCGGAGUCAGCGGGCUCGACGCACUCGUUGCAGGAUCUUGGCUGUAAUGCCAAGCGGUUGGACAUUCACUGCAGCAAACUGUCGACCUCUACGCCCGUCACAGCGACAUUUUCGACUGAUUUUGCCAUACCUCCGGAUAAAGCGGAAAAGCACAUCACCGUGGAUAGCGCAACACCACGUACGAAGCUGUUCUCGUACUCGUCUUCUGACCCCGAGACUCUGACCCGUUCGAGGUUUCUUUUUGACCUGCGUGGUGAACAGGUUUACAUCGGCCAAGCGGCAUCAUUGUCGUUUCUACAACUAGCCCGUGAGAUUGUGUCCGAACACAUCGGCCCAUCUGAGUUCUCCCAUAACGGGAAAGUACAGACCAUGUUAGAGACAACAUCGCCUGUAACGGCUGAACCGUCGAUCUCGGCACUUGAUGUCUCAUUAGACGUAGACCAGAAGCUUUCAUACGCAAACACUUUUAAUGCAUCGCUCGAUGGGCUCAUGGGCCUCUUCGCACCGUCCGAAAUCGAGGGCCUCUUGGUCGGGUCUCACGCUACGGACGCACGGUAUCGUAAUUCAUACAAACGAGCAACGGUCGACCUAAUCAUAGCCAUUGGGGCGCAAUGCUCCUCUCCUGAGAGCGAUAUCAAUGUGGCACGACCGUUUUUUCGUCGCGCACAGCAUCUAGCUAUGUCAGAGACGCUCGAGGAUCCCAAUGUCGACAUGAUCCGUGCGUUUCUCCUAAUGGCCUUUUACAUGCUGGGGAGCUGUCGGCGCAAUGCUGCUUUUAUGUAUAUUGGCAUCGCAGUACGCGCUGCUGUUGUCCUCGGUCUGCACAGUCGUGACUCGUAUACUGAUAUGAAGCUGCCCCGUUUUCUCCUGCGUCUUCGCAUCUGGAUCAGUCUGUGCAAUCUAGACAUGACGGUCAGCGCCAUCCUAGGACGCCCCGCAGCUACGGCUGUGCUACGGGCCGAUUUGGAUAAAAGUCUCGAACAAUUGACCACAGACAUGGAUGGCACCGACACGGGGAUGGGCGUGCUGAUGGCCUCGUACAAAAUCCUCAGCAUCAUUAGCGAAAUUGUCGACAAUCUUUACGGACGCAACACAAUUCCCGGUGCGUUCAUUGAACAGUACCUUGACACCAUUGAGACCUGGAAACAUGACUACGGCGUUAAUUUUCCAGACAACAGUGCCAAUGAUGACAAGGUGACGCUUGUUACACGGCCAAUUCUUAUUCUCACUCUCGUCGUCCAGUUGGAUGGCAUCCGCGAUGCCUGGACACAAAUGGCCCGGGCUUGUGUUGAGGCAUCAACCUACCUGGUCCAAACUUGUGUCGACGCCCAGGAUGCCGGAAGUCUACUGGGAAACAUGUGCAUAUUAAAAGCUCUUGUUUUUGUUGCUGGACUUACUCUUGGUCUACAGAGCUUUUCCAAACUGCGAAUUGAUUAUGAAGUUGAGACUGCCUUUGCCGGUGCCCGGCGCAACCUUGAGUUUCUUGCCGUACAAAGCCCUCAGGCCAGCCACUAUGUCGAAAUCCUGCGACUUCUUCAAUUAGCCAUCACAAAGCAGCGUCGGCAUCAAGCGCAAACGGGCCGCAGCCGAUUUGUUAGCAAAAUAUAUGCAACAGGUCCUGACCUUUUCCCAUCACAGGACAAGCCCGGUUCGGUGGGUACCGUACUUACUAAAACGGUUGCAACAGAUUAUGGUGUUUCGCCGGCAUCAUUGAACCCUGACGUGCAGUUAUCGCAAUCAACCUCCCCGGCUCCGAAUGCGGGGCCCAACAUUGGCCCCUGGACAGUCGUGGAGCCAACUGAAGAGAUUAUGUUCAAUUGGGACCACCUUGAUCUAUCACAGAUGAUGAGUUCCAUUGAUAAGGGCGUCUGGAGGCCGCUCCAAAUUGGCGUUAUUGGUGGUGGCAUAGGAGGUUUGUGUGCUGCUGUGGCAUUGAGACGCUCUGGCCAUGAGGUGGUUGUAUAUGAGCGCAACGACUUCGCAGGGGAGGCGGGCGCUUCCAUUUCAUGUGCUGCUAAUGGAACUCGAUGGCUACACGAGUGGGACGUCGAUGUCGCCAAGGGCGACCCGGUUGUACUGAAAAAGCUCAUCAACCGCGACUGGUAUACUGGGGAACCUGUUAGUGUCUACGACCUAGCUGACUACAAGGAGCGGUGGGGUUACGUUUACAACAUGUUUCACCGUGUCCAUAUGCACACAAUGCUCAAAGACACUGCGCUUCAACAGGAGGGUAAGGGCAAACCAAUCGAGCUCUUGCUAAACCAUGCGUGCAAAGACAUUGACUUGGCCACUGGAACCAUCAUAUUCGAUAAUGGCGUGACGGCCACACAUGACGUUAUAGUUGGUGCUGAUGGCAUUGGCUCCGUCGUUCGUAGCCUUAUCGGCGUUCACCCUGAACGGAAGCCGUCUGAUCAAAGCUGUCUGCAUGCUAAUGUCACCACCGAGGACGCAGUUCGACUAGGCCUUUUUGACUACUCUCAAGACUCGGCCCUUGAGUAUUGGGGUGGCCAAGAUGGGAAAUGGGAUAAGAUUGUUCUUUCACCUUGCAACGGUGGCAAGCUUCUUUCCUAUUACUGCUUCUUCCCCCGUGCCGUGGGUGAUUACACCACCCACUCUUGGGGUGGAUCUGACCUCCCUCUUGAGGAGCUCCUUGCACCUUAUCCUGAACUUGACAGCCAAGUGAAGGCACACCUCACUAUUGGCAAGGAGAUUCGGCCGUGGCGCCUCUGGGUUCAGUACGUAAUGCGCGGCCUUGUGGCGUACUAA